UUUGUUGCUUUGCCGACGGUAGGCUGCGGCUGCCUUCAGCAACGUGGUUUUUUCAUAUAAAUUUUCAAAUUUAAUAAUUAUGUCGGGAUCAACAUUCGAAACCUGUUUAUUUCUUGGACGAAAAAUUUCCCGUAUCCUAGGCGGUGGUGUAAUGUUUAAGGCGAAACAGAGGGAGUGGUAUAAGCCAUACGGUCGAAACGCUCCAGCAGAACGUUUAGGAUGCGCUGCUCAGCAUCUCCCAUAUUGGCAGUGAUGAGGCUGGCCUGUUCCUCAAAACGGAGACUUAUCAACGCCAUAAUUUUAGACGAUAUAGCCUCUGACUGGCGGCCCUCCUUAAGGUCAGUGACUGUGUUUUCUCGUGCGCGUUUGUUGGGUUGCGGUGCCAUGAUAUUCAGUUUGCCAUUGCAGCAUCCGCACGCCAUGACCAACGUGGUCCCAAGUGCCGACAAACACGCCGUAACGAGCAGUACGGCACUGGCGAUACGGAACUCGACAAUUAUAGCUCAUCGCUUGUCCAUCUACUUACCGCAUUUACUGCUGCCGUCAAGGGAUCCUCAAAAGCUCAUCACUGAAAUCAACUGCUUUGUGGCGCAGUUCCGGGAGCUGCUAAUCUAUGUUGGUCAAUCCAAGGACUGUCCGGAGCUACGGGAAAAAAUACGAAAGCUACGUCGCAGUUGUGUGGACGCUUGCAAGCAUAUGGCCCAAGUGAUCACGCCCCAGCCCCGCCAUUGUCUGGGCUGCCCCAGCGAAAAGCUGCACCUGACCUUGCUAUUCUACUUAACGCAGCAGUUUACGCAUGAGCUGAUCAAGAGCUAUAGGCUCAUCCAACUUGUACCCAUAGAUAUGACGGACUACUAUGCACAAACGCGCACUGGUCCGUCAAAUCUAGGCAAUGUAAUCAGUCAGAUUCUGCUCUGCAAGCAUAUCAAUCCAGAUUUUCAACAAGAGGAGCUGUGUAGCAUUAGUAAGGAUGUGCAGGAGCUGACGGAAUUGUUGGCCGAGCUGCAGGCGCAUAUGCCUGAUAUAUCUCAAGCGACUGCCAAUCAUACAGCUGCCAGCAGCAUGAUCUCCUUGAAUGCACCCUCUUGGUAUACUCAGCAGCGACGUCGUAGCUGUAGGAGUCGGAGUCGGUCUUUCUGCUGCUGUUUUGCGCCUUCGAAAGUGCUGUAAACUUAACAGUGCGCUGUUAGCACUUAACAGUCUGUACUUUGUGGGCUGAAUGGCAGUUCUUAAAACAGCUUUGAGGAAAAAUACAUUUUAAUAAAUUUAUGUUGUUUUCAACCUCCAAAGCGAUU
This is a messenger RNA of Scaptodrosophila lebanonensis, 1295 nucleotides long. RefSeq lists its product as uncharacterized. The transcript has 6 exons. Bases 220 to 1170 code for a protein of 316 amino acids. Gene Ontology annotation, cellular component: neuron projection. Lineage: Eukaryota; Metazoa; Arthropoda; Insecta; Diptera; Drosophilidae. Gene Ontology annotation, biological process: G protein-coupled receptor signaling pathway. The record is from RefSeq and is a predicted model, not a curated record.